GAAUUAUGUUGUUUAUAUUUAUCAUAAGACCUAGAGGCGGUCACAUACAUUGGGGACCAAAAUGCCCAUGUUACGCAUACUGAUUGGGUUGUUGACAAUACUGGCACAAUCGUUUGGACCGUCUAGUGCUUCCAAACCAGGCAAGUCCAACUCCACACUGAUAUCUUCAUUCGCUCCCUUGCCUAAUGUUUUACGUAUAUCUGCAUUUAACAUUAAAACGUUUGGACGAGCUAAAAUGAGCGAUCCGUUUAAAGCCGGAAUAAUCCGAGAUAUUGUAAAGCGAUAUGACGUUAUCUUAAUACAAGAAAUUCGGGACAUCAGCGGUGAAGCCCUGCAACAACUGUGGGACAUGGUAGAUAGGACACAGUACAGCAUGGUAUACAGUGAACGACUUGGAAGAAGUUCGUACAAGGAACAAUAUGCUUAUUUCUACAAAUUUUCGACAGUUCAAGUUAUCGACGUACAUCAAUACGAUGAUGGACCUGAUGACUACACUGAUCCGUUUGAGAGAGAACCAUUUUCCGUGAGAAUGAGGCCAGUUGGAGGUGGUUGGGACUUUGCAUUGGUUGGCAUUCACGUGAAGCCCGCUGACGCUGUUAAAGAAAUUGCCUUUCUUUAUGACGUUUAUAAUGACGUCAGAAACCACUGGCGAGACGUUCAGGAUGUCAUCAUACUGGGAGAUCUUAACGCCGCAUGUUCAUAUGCUAGGGAAACUGAUCUGAAAGGUCUUACUAUCUAUGAUCAAACACAGUUCCUGUGGCCGCUAGGUUUUGAUGCUGAUACAACUACCAGUACAAACACUGACUGUGCAUAUGACAGGUUUAUAAUUUCUGGUCAAAACAUACGUUCAGCAUUUAUUCCUGGAAGUGAAGGCAUUUAUAAAUUUGAGGAGACGCACAAAUUGGACUACAGUCAGAUGGUGGAUGUCAGCGAUCAUUACCCAAUAGAACUUGAAUUGUAUUGAAAAUAUGAUAAAGUUCAUGUUAUAAUAACAAUAAAAUUGAUUAUCUAAUGACAAA
Messenger RNA from Ruditapes philippinarum (Manila clam), 1019 nucleotides. Its product is annotated as deoxyribonuclease-1-like. Gene Ontology annotation, biological process: DNA catabolic process. Gene Ontology annotation, cellular component: nucleus. The record is from RefSeq and is a predicted model, not a curated record. The transcript has 9 exons. Lineage: Eukaryota; Metazoa; Mollusca; Bivalvia; Venerida; Veneridae. Bases 62 to 964 code for a protein of 300 amino acids. Gene Ontology annotation, molecular function: DNA nuclease activity.